AUGCAAAAGUGCUAUUGCGGCCAAAGUAGCAGAAACAGCAGUUCAGGCAUCCUGAGAUCAACGCUCACUAAUCGCCAGCAGCAGCAACAAAGACGUGGCAGCAGCUCCACACUGACGUCAUCACAGCAGAGCGCGCGUUCCACACAGUUCAUUAAGUUGCCCAAAAGCACGAAACGUGGCAGUGCUGUGGACCUGGGCUUGGGUCACUCCCAAAGUCAGCUGGGGAACAAUUUUUGUCGACGCAGCUCAACAGCUACAACAGUCAGCCAUUGCUCCAGCUGUUGCAGCUCCUGUAGCACAGCACAACAACAAAAGCAACGCCAGCAACAACAACAGCAGAGUCGUGUCAAGGUCUUGCGAUGGGGCAGUGAGCGGAUGGGCCUCGAAGGCAGCGACAGCGGCAAUGGCUGCGAACAUACGGAUAAUCGUCGGCUCUAUGAGCAACGCGCCUGCGCCGCAAUGUCAAGUGAAGGUCAACGUCUGAGUCACGGCCAGGGUCAAGGCAAAGGUCUUGCUGGGGCAUCAACCAUGUUGGCCGCGGAAUUGGGCAGAGACGAGCUGCAACGUCUGCUGGCAUUGCAACAAUUUCGAUUGCUUAAUGCCACAGAAUGUUUUAGUGUCGAGCGGCAAGAUGAGUUGCGAUUGCAAGGAGCCUACGAUAGAAUUGGCACAAGGACUAACGACACGGAAUUACAGUCCAACAAAUGGUUGAAGAAUAAAGCGAAUGAGAGCAGGCUGCAAUCCACAAAAUCAAAUACAAAAACAACACCGUACGCACUCCGUCAGAAAAUGUUGCAAUUGAGAUUGCAGGAAGAACAGAAGUUGUAUAGAGAUGGAGUCUCCCAUUGCGCACCAUUGGAUAAAAGCUGCGCCCUGAGAUUUAACUGCAAGUAA
This is a messenger RNA of Scaptodrosophila lebanonensis, 894 nucleotides long. RefSeq lists its product as uncharacterized. The coding region runs from base 1 to 894 and encodes 297 amino acids. Lineage: Eukaryota; Metazoa; Arthropoda; Insecta; Diptera; Drosophilidae. The record is from RefSeq and is a predicted model, not a curated record. The transcript has a single exon.